AUGUCUCCUGCAAUUAGAAUGAUGAGCACGACAACACUCUUUAUUCAAAUCAUUACAUUUUUUCUCUUUACCGCCACUGUCUUAUCAUCAUCCCCUCCCAGUGGCUUCAGCAUCGACUUAUUCCAACGUCGCUCAAAUUCAUCUUCUUCUCGAGUCUCUAAUACUCAGCUCGGAUCAUCUCCUUACGCCGAUACCGAAUUUGAAAACUUCGUCUAUCUUAUGAAUUUACAAAUCGGUACGCCUCCUAUCGAGAUCGAAGCUAUCUUAGACACAGGAAGCGAAAUCACGUGGACAAACUGUUUUCCUUGUAACGACUGCAUUAUACCAUUCAGCCCUUUAAGCUCCUCGACCUACAAAGAGAAAAUAUGCGAUGACAAUCCUUGUCCGUAUGAGAUAAACUACGAAGACAAAACCUAUUCAAGAGGAACAUAUGCAACCGAGACUAUCAGGCUCCAAUCAACUUCAGGGAAACCCUAUACAAUGCCUGAAACUACCAUUGGAUGUUCCCACAACUCGUCAGCAGAUUUUAAAAAACCAUCCCCUUCGGGGGUUGUUGGUCUAAACUGGGGACCUUUAUCACUUCUCUCUCAAAUGGGUGAAGACAUGUUAGGUCUCAUGUCUUACUGUUUUUCUGGUAAGGGAACUAGUAAGCUCAACUUCGGAAGUAAUGCUAUUGUGUCAGGAGAUGGAACUGUAUCAGCUAAUUUGUUUAGGAAGCUUGAGCAUCCCAACAAUUAUUACCUAAACCUAGACGCUGUCAGCGUUGGGAAGACGCGCAUUGAAACACUGGGGACACCGCUUCACGCCUCAGACGGGAACAUUAUUAUUGACUCUGGAACAACUUUGACUUACUUGCCCGAGAGCUACUGCAAAAAAGUGAGAACGGCAGUGGAAAAGGUUGUGAAAGCGGAACGAGUAGCUUCCCCAGGCUACCAGCUUUGCUACAGAACCAAAAACAUGGAUUUAUUUCCAGUGAUAAAAAUGCAUUUCCAAGGUGGUGCGGAUCUUUUUCUGGAUAAAUUCAAUACGUAUAUGACCAAUGGAGAAGUCACUUGUCUGAUGAUUGUUGGUGAUCGAUUAACACCAAUUUUCGGUAACAGAGCGCAAAACAAUUUUUUGGUUGGGUAUGAUCCUUCUUCACAAUUGGUUUCUUUUAAACCCACUAAUUGUUCAGCUUUGUGGAGUUAG
This is a messenger RNA of Eruca vesicaria subsp. sativa (arugula), 1188 nucleotides long. The record is from the annotation of a GenBank genome assembly. Lineage: Eukaryota; Viridiplantae; Streptophyta; Magnoliopsida; Brassicales; Brassicaceae.